This is a messenger RNA of Pocillopora meandrina, 1218 nucleotides long. NCBI's taxonomy places the organism in Eukaryota, Metazoa, Cnidaria, Anthozoa, Scleractinia, Pocilloporidae. The record is from the annotation of a GenBank genome assembly.
AUGCCGCAAAUCAGAAACAAGCUGUUACGUGGCUUGUACGCAGAGGCAGAAUUUGACAGAGAACAUGAUGAAGUGAAUGAGAUAGAAGCAGCCGUAAGGCACCUGGUUAACGAAAUCGCGGAGACAAUCAGCGAGAAAGAGCCACUUUUCAAUAAUACAGUAUUGCAGAGUGGAAGCUUUUAUGAAGACCUCAAAGUUGAGGGACCCAAUGAGUUUGAUUUUAUGCUUUGCUUGGAGAAUUUGUCGCAACCUGACGUAUGUGAGGUGAAGGAGAUUCCGUUUCGAUCAGUUCGGGAUCCAGGAUAUGUUCAUGUUCAAGUGAAAGACUCGGGCUUGCGACGUCGAUGGCAGGGAUACAUCUCAAAGAAAGAGAACCUAAAACCUAAACCUAUGCUGGAAAAGUUUCAAGCUCUGGUUAACGAUGCGCUUGUGGAGAAAAGAGAGCAUUUUCAUAAGAAGCUAUCGACAAAUUUUGAGGUAGAGCUUAGAAAAAUCCCUGUAACAUUGAAACUCGUCUGGAAUGGAACUAAGUACCAGAACUAUGAAAUAUCGGUGGAUUUAGUCCUGUGCAUCAGGAUGGCAGGAUGGCCGAACGAUUCCGAUGUGAACAAACGGUAUAACAGAUUUCAUCCCAGUUACGAGAUGAUUCGAAAUGCAACUCAAGACGGGUAUCAUCUCAUUGCGUCUUGCAUCGGAGAAUCAGGAAAACCCAGGCCUUGCUGGCGCUUAUCGUUUUCGAGAGCUGAGGGUAUUUUGCUACAACACCUCAGCGAAAUGUCACCACUCCUCGUACACAAGACAGCGGUCAAAAUCUUGAAAGUUCUGCGAAAGAAAAAUGAGUCUGAGCUCUGUCUUUACGAGGUGGAACCGGAUUUCAGUGAUCCUGAUGUUGUUCUAGAAUAUUUAGGAGUACCCGAAAGUUCGUAUGUAAUCACCUGGGCUUUCCAUUCAUACAUCUUGAAGACAAUGUUUCUACACGAAUGGUUUGAGUACCCCGAAGAUUCUCAUUGGACCCAAGAAAAACUUGCUCGACGAAUCCACAGUAUUCUAGAAAGAAUUUUCAAAAGCCUUUCAAAGAAGGAUAUUAGAAGCUUUUGGUUGCCGGAGUACAAACUAUUUAACUUUCGGGCAAGGCGACCAACCCGAACGAAGGCAUGCGAAGACAAACUUUCUUCACUGAUAACGAAUUUCGCAGCCCUCACAGUUUCAAAAAGCUAG